CGCGUCUUCUUCUUCUUGCGCUCUCUCUCUCUCUCUCUCUCUAAUUAUUAGCAUCUAAUUCAGUUGCUCUUCUCCAAUUGGUGAAAGAAAUAUUAUGGCUAUGGAGGUUACACAGGUGCUUUUGAGUGCACAGUCAAUAGACGGAGCUGUACGAACGAAUGCAGAAGAAAGUUUGAAACAGUUUCAGGAGCAGAACCUUCUUUUCUUGGUGUCGCUUUCUGGAGAGUUAGCAAAUGAGGAGAAGCCUGUUGAAACACGUAAAUUAGCUGGCUUGAUACUUAAGAAUGCAUUGGAUGCUAAGGAACAGCACAGGAAGUUUGAGCUUGUUCAAAGAUGGUUAUCGUUGACAGAUGCAAAGAGCCAGAUUAAGGCAUGCUUACUGAAGACUCUAACAUCUCCAGUAUCUGAUGCUCGUUCAACUGCAUCUCAAGUCAUUGCAAAGGUUGCAGGCAUUGAGUUGCCACAGAAACAGUGGCCUGAGUUGAUAGGUUCACUUUUAUCAAAUAUUCACCAGCUACCUGCUCAUGCUAAGCAAGCCACUUUGGAGACUCUUGGGUAUUUUUGUGAGGAGGUCUCCCCAGAUGUCAUUGAUCAAGAUCAAGUGAAUAAAAUUCUUACAGCUGUAGUUCAAGGCAUGAGUUAUUCAGAAGGAAGCAUUGAUGUGAGGCUUGCUGCUACAAGAGCACUUUACAAUGCAUUAGGAUUUGCACAGGCAAAUUUCAGCAAUGACAUGGAGCGUGAUUAUAUCAUGAGAGUUGUCUGUGAGGCAACGCUGUCCCCAGAAGUGAGGAUAAGGCAAGCAGCUUUCGAGUGUUUGGUAUCCAUUUCAUCAACUUACUAUGAAAAACUAGCUCCAUAUAUCCAGGAUAUUUUUAACAUCACAGCAAAGGCUGUGAAAGAAGAUGAGGAACCUGUUGCCCUUCAAGCCAUUGAGUUCUGGAGUUCAAUAUGUGAUGAGGAGAUAGAUAUUUUGGAAGAAUAUGGUGGUGAUUUUACUGGGGACUCUGAUAUACCUUGUUUUUACUUCAUCAAGCAGGCACUUCCUGCCCUUGUUCCUAUGUUGUUGGAGACACUGUUGAAGCAGGAGGAGGAUCAGGAUCAGGAUGAAGGGGCUUGGAAUAUUGCAAUGGCUGGAGGAACAUGUCUUGGUUUGGUUGCACGGACUGUGGGAGAUGAUAUAGUUCCUCUUGUCGUGCCGUUUAUUGAAGAAAAUAUUUCAAAACCAGAUUGGAGGCAGAGGGAGGGGGCUACUUAUGCCUUUGGUUCAAUCUUGGAGGGCCCUUCUCCUGAGAAGUUAAUACCCCUUGUGAAUGUUGCUCUUACCUUCAUGCUCAGUGCUUUGACAAAGGACCCCAGUAGCCACGUCAAAGACACAACAGCUUGGACUCUGGGACGUAUCUUUGAAUUUCUUCAUGGUUCAGCAGUUGAUUCUCCCAUCAUCAGUCAGGCAAAUUGCCAACAGAUAGUCACAGUUCUGCUACAGAGUAUGAAGGACACUCCAAAUGUAGCCAAGAAGGCCUGUGGUGCUCUCUAUUUUCUUGCUCAAGGUUAUGAGGAAAUGGGUCCAUCAUCUCCAUUAACUCCUUUUUUCCAGGAAAUUGUCCAGUCCCUUCUCACUGUCACUCACAGAGAUGAUGCUGAUGAAUCCCGGUUGAGGACUGCUGCUUAUGAGACAUUGAAUGAAAUAGUGAGAUGUUCAACAGAUGAGACAACUCCAUUGGUGUUGCAAUUGGUUCCUGUCAUCAUGAUGGAGCUGCAUAACACCCUGGAAGGCCAGAAACUCUCAUCUGAUGAAAGGGAAAAGCAAAGUGAAUUGCAAGGCCUUCUUUGUGGGUGUUUACAAGUUAUUAUUCAGAAGCUUGGUUCAUCAGAACCAACCAAAUAUGUGUUCAUACAGCAUGCAGAUCAGAUCAUGGGACUUUUCCUUAGGGUUUUUGCUUGUAGGAAUGCUACCGUACAUGAGGAAGCCAUGCUUGCUAUUGGUGCUCUUGCUUAUGUGGCAGGAUCAGAUUUUGCAAAAUACAUGCCAGAGUUUUAUAGGUACUUGGAAAUGGGUCUCCAGAAUUUUGAGGAGUACCAGGUCUGUGCUGUGACUGUUGGUGUUGUGGGUGACAUUUCCAGGGCACUGGAGGAAAAAGUUGUGCCUUAUUGUGAUGGCAUUAUGACUCAACUUCUCAAGAAUUUAUCAAGCAACCAGUUGCAUCGCUCUGUGAAGCCUCCCAUAUUUUCAUGCUUUGGUGACAUUGCGUUGGCAGUAGGAGAGUAUUUUGAGAAGUACCUAAUGUGGGCCAUGUCUGCACUUCAAAGCGCUGCAGAGUUGUCUACCCGUAUAGCAGGUGAUGAUGAAUUGGUAGAGUACACAAACUCCCUGAGAAAUGGAAUUCUGGAGGCAUAUUCUGGUAUUUUCCAAGGGUUUAAAAACUCUCCCAAAACUCAGCUGUUGAUUCCUUAUGCACCUCACAUCCUCCAGUUUUUGGAUGGCAUAUACAUGGAGAAAGACAUGGAUGAUGUGGUCAUGAAAACUGCCAUCGGAGUCCUUGGAGAUCUAGCUGAUACAUUGGGAAGUCAUGCUGGUUCUAUGAUACAGCAAUCCAUCUCAAGCAAAGACUUUUUGAAUGAAUGCUUGUCUUCAGAGGACCUUAUGAUUAAAGAAUCCGCUGAAUGGGCCAAGUUGGCCAUUAGUCGUGCCAUUUCUGUUUGAUGAUGUAGGCAUUCAGCAUGUUUAUUUUCUUUUAGAAGUCCAUGCAUUCGGGUGUGUUUAGUUGAGGGUCUGGGGUUGCAUGUGUCAAGUCAUUGCCAUUGUCAGAUUACUGAAGCUAUCUGUCUUCAUGUUGUCACUAACAUCUGCAUCAGCAUCAGCAUCAGCAUCAUCAAUGAACUGGAUGAAGAGAAUAUCUUUUGGUCUUGAAGGAUUGGAGCAGAGGAGUGGAUCAUGGAGUGUAACUUGCUGGAAUGACUGACUAGUCAUGUAGCUUGGUCACUUGUUUUUACAUGUUAUGUCGAGAUAAGCAUUGAGUUUUGCUGUAUCAUGAUCUUCUCCCAGUAAAUUUAGCUUGAUGGGACGGAUGAUUUGAGUAUCUGGUUCCAAGUGGAGCAGCGGUUAAAUAAAUCUCCAGUGCUGCAAACUACCAUUGUCAACCUAGAAAUCCUAAUUUUUGAAGCUCAAGUCCCUGCAUAUUUUUUAAGUAAAUGCAUCAGUGGGGUGCAUUUAAUCACUUUUGCUUCUUUUACAUAUUUUGGUUUUGGGUCGGGUCGGGUCUAAGGUCUGGGAUUAACCACAUUCAGCAUUGCAUUCAUUAGAAUCAAUUCCAAUUGUUGGUUUUAGUUGGGAGUCAAAUUGUUGGAUCUCAUGCAUUCAUAGAAUUUCAUGGUUUUUGCGUUUCAUUUUGGGUAUACUUUUUGAUUUUCUAUUGUUAUUUGAAAAUGUAUUUUUGGUUAUCACUGCCAAGAGAAAGUGAUUACUAUUUAGAAUCACAGUUUGGGCAUAUGGCAUUGAACGGAAUGAACGAGGCAACUUAUUUCUGUGUGCCUCGUUACUGUUUUUUUUAUUUUAAUAAAAGAGAGGCUUUGGCCUUUUUGCUUUUUA
Hibiscus syriacus is the source of this 3586-nucleotide messenger RNA. RefSeq names its product importin subunit beta-1-like. Gene Ontology annotation, cellular component: cytoplasm; nucleus. Gene Ontology annotation, molecular function: small GTPase binding; nuclear import signal receptor activity. NCBI's taxonomy places the organism in Eukaryota, Viridiplantae, Streptophyta, Magnoliopsida, Malvales, Malvaceae. Gene Ontology annotation, biological process: protein import into nucleus. The record is from RefSeq and is a predicted model, not a curated record.